Symbiodinium necroappetens is the source of this 693-nucleotide messenger RNA. The record is from the annotation of a GenBank genome assembly. Lineage: Eukaryota; Dinophyceae; Suessiales; Symbiodiniaceae.
AUGGCAACACCAAGAUGCAGUACACCAAAAAACCAAAACCCCAAAGGCCUCAAAGCCCAAGAACCAAAAACCCUGCUCACCCAGUCUGUUGAGGACAAGACGAAGGCCUUCGGUAUCGACUCUGCCAACGUCUUCGGCUUCUGGGAUUGGGUGGGUGGCCGCUUUUCCGUUUGCAGCGCGGUGGGUGUCGUGCCGCUCGCGUUGCAGUACGGCUUUGAUGUCGUUCAAAAGUUCCUGGCGGGCUGCCGGGCCAUGGACCUGCACUUCCGGGAUGCGCCGUUAGACAAGAACCUUCCGAGCAUCCUUGGCUUGCUUUCCGUUUGGAAUGCCUCCUGCCUUGGCUACGAGGGCUGUGCUGUGCUGCCGUACUGUCAGGCCUUGGUGCGCUUCGUGGCGCACAUCCAGCAACUGGACAUGGAGAGCAAUGGCAAGCGUGUGCAGAUGGAUGGCGCUGAAUGCACGGUGCCCACUGGUGCCAUUUACUUCGGCGAACCCGGUACGAACGGCCAGCACAGCUUCUACCAGCUGAUGCACCAAGGACGCGCAAUUCCGGCCGACUUCAUCGGCUUCAAAGUGUCGCAGAACCCGAUCAGCUUGGAUGGCGAGCCGGUGUCCAACCACGAUGAGCUUAUGUCCAACUUCUUCGCGCAGCCCGACGCUCUCGCGCUGGGGAAGACCGCAGAGGAGCUAAAG